CCGCUCUGACUGUAAAUGUCAGGCAGGCACUGAACUAUGAUACAAUCUUACAAUUAGAGCGUAUAACAGUACAAUCUACUGAUUUGUAUGAAUAUAUUUUUCCAAAAUAUAUCUAUACAUUCGUGUGUGUAUGAUUUGAAGAUGAUGAAGUCUGAUCUGCACAGCAUUGAAUAAUUAGCACGGGAAACAAACGAGCUCAAUUUGAUGGUGCAAUUUUACUGAGUACACUGAGGUGAUCUCGUUGCUGUAAACAAUUAUUGUUUCUAACCCUAAAAUUUCAAUAAUGGUUGAGGAGAGCGUGAAUUCUUAUAACAAACCGAAAAAUAAAACUGCGCGGCCCCGUCCAGUUUACUUGUGGAAUGUCUUAGAUGUACAGAAGUGGUUGCGGAGACACUGUAGCGAUUACUAUCAAUUGUAUCAUGAAAAGUUUUUGUAUCAUGAUAUAACUGGCAGAGCGCUUCUGAGGGUCAAUGAGAACAUCUUACUGCGAUUGGGAAUCGUGAAUGAGGAACACAGAUCGGAUAUAUGGAGAGAAAUUAUGAAAUUGCGAUUAAAAACGGACAUAUUGGAGAUUAGAGAUAUUGAACGUAGAAAUAAUACUAAUUAUGAUUGAUAUUGAGAUUGUGCCGACAAUUACUAUCAUUAGAAUUAAUGUUUUUAUCAGUCACUUUGUACCUUUCAUUGAAUAAUCCCUCUUUCACUGAUAUUGUACAUCUAGGGAAUGAGCAAAGCGAUCAAUAUUUCGAUGGAUGAAAAAUCGUUUCACACUUUGAAUACCAAUUUCACCGAUUUUCAUGUACAAACUAACAUAUUAAUUAGUAAAACAUAUUUUUGUACCUAGUUGUUUGAUAAAAAGUUAUUUUAUUACUACUACCAUUGAUGAGUAUUUUAACUAAAAAUAUUACCAGGGGAUCGAAAUGUAAUUGAAACCACAAAAACUUACUGUUUUAGACAUGUUCUUUAGAAAAUUCUAAAUGAAAACUGCGGCGCAAUGAGCCUUAGUAAAUAGGAAGUUACAUAUGCUUUAUAAAUGUACCAAGCAUUAUUCAUAUAAUAUGAAAGCUGUAUUGAUCAUAGGCUGAUUUUCAGAUACUUGUUUGCCGAUAUUUUUAAUAAAUCAAAAAUUGAUGGUCAA
Neodiprion fabricii is the source of this 1135-nucleotide messenger RNA. It is a transcript of the gene ave, whose product is annotated as protein aveugle. The transcript has 4 exons. Gene Ontology annotation, biological process: cell surface receptor protein tyrosine kinase signaling pathway. Bases 284 to 613 code for a protein of 109 amino acids. Gene Ontology annotation, molecular function: protein binding. Lineage: Eukaryota; Metazoa; Arthropoda; Insecta; Hymenoptera; Diprionidae. Gene Ontology annotation, cellular component: cytoplasmic side of plasma membrane. The record is from RefSeq and is a predicted model, not a curated record.